CCUCAAACUAAGUCCUACUCAAAACCAUGUCACCUGUGCGAAAGGGCCGUAAGAUUGCCUUAGUUGGCGCCAGUGGUAACCUCGGGCAACAUACUCUCACGGCACUGCUCUCCCAUGGCAUCCACAACAUUACCAUCAUCGUCCGCAAUGAAUCCACCUCUCGAUUCCCUGACAAUGUCGCCGUCAAGAGGGCCGCUUUUGACGAUGAAGCUGCCCUUAUCCCUCUUUUGAAAAGUCAAGAGGUCCUGGUCUUACAACUCGGCAUCACAGCGGUGGGCCUAAGCGACGUCUUCAUCCAGGCAGCAGCAAAGGCCAAUGUUCCGUACAUCCUUCCGACCGAGUUUGGGAGUGACCCAGAGGGUAAAAUCAUCGAAGAGCUGCCGGAGAUUGCCACCAAGCUCAAAUACCGAGAGCUCAUCCAAAAGCUGGGAGUUGGAUCAUGGAUUGGUGUCAUUACCAACCCCUGGUACGAUUUUUGCCUACCUAUGGGUGAUAUUCUAGGUAUCAAUGCCAAAACACUCAAGGCUACGCUUUGGAAUGGAGGAAACGUCAAGAUGAAUUACACUACACUCCAUCGAGCUGGAGUGGUAACCGCUGAGGUUGUGGCUAUGCCAGACGACGAGCUAGCACGCUAUCGGAACAGAUGCUUCUACACAACUUCUUUCCACGUCACGCAGAGAGAGAUGCUCAAUAGCGUAAUGCUCGCGACUGGAACGUUUAAGAACGAUUGGGACAUUCGCGAGGAAUCUGUGAACGAGGUUCUUGAAAGGGCCAAUGCGAUGAGCGGGGCUGACGCACAUGCCGUGAUGCUCGCGAAAUUUAUCCCUUUACAUUAUAAGGAGGGCCAAGGAGGCGACUUCAACAGUAAGACUGAGGAUCUCAGCUGUUUCGGUCUGGAAGAGGAAGACUUCCAUGCCGUCACAAAGGAGAUAGUUCAGCGAAUCCUGUCGCAGUAG
Molecule: messenger RNA, 956 nt
Organism: Colletotrichum phormii
Lineage: Eukaryota; Fungi; Ascomycota; Sordariomycetes; Glomerellales; Glomerellaceae
Exons: 1
Coding region: 27-956 (309 amino acids)
Source: RefSeq, a predicted model, not a curated record